CACAGCCACUCGGACAGGUGGCCACCUUUGCGCACAUAGCGCUGUUUUCUCUCACAAGGAACUGUCAUUUCAUGGCUUCAAGUAUUAACAUUCCAACCAGGGGGUACCCUGUGUAACAUAUCACCCAGUUUUGCCUGGAUAGGCUCCAGACUACCACGACCCUGCCUAAGGCCCUUUCCAUGCUGUAGGCAAGGAUCUAUUAAAUAAACAAAACAGAUUUCUGCACACAUUAAUAAAGAAAACAACCACAGGACUGCUACUCCUGAACUGCCAGUUGCCUAUCUGGAAGAAUAAAAGAGAGAGAGCCUGGUAAUCAUGUCUAUGAAAAGCAAAAGAAUCUCACUGAGGCGCAAAAGCAAAAAAAAACAGUUGUCUCCAGAGGAGCAUGUGUUGAAGACUCUGGGUCUUGAGGGUUGCCAGGAAGAGUCCCUGGACCUGACAACCAUGUUGGAGAUCAAUACCUGGAAUCCAGAGGAUCCUUCCCCACAGGCUCCAACCGAUUUGCCUUCCUCAUUUUUGAGGCGUCUCUGGCUUCUAAGUCCACAGGCUCGGAGCACAUGGUGCCAUACACCAGGCGAUACUACAGGACAAGAUGCAGAUUUUCAGUAUGCAGUUAACCCUUUAGAUCUUGUAACCUCUGUCUAUAUGUCUGCCAGCUACUUUCUACGGCAGGAGAUGACCAUUCGCAUGUUCCAGUGUCAGUUUGCUGUGCCAAUGUUGUUGCCUCAUGGUGGAUCUAAAGGCCAGGAAAACUUGCUCCUGCUUUCGCCUCUUCAAAGUGUGGUGAGGUGGUAUAAGCCUAAUUCGAAAGGUGAAGGAACAGAUAAUUUGGAAGAGAAGAUAUUCAAUACCCAAAUUCCUUUUUUGUCCUUCAUCAGGCUGGGUUCUUGUAACAUCUCCAAGUCCCAGGUGUUGAACCAGCUCAUCAGUGGUUCCCAAGGCCCAUGUGAAUCCUUCGUGCACUGUGGCAUGAAUGGAGGAAAACUAGACCGAAAGCUGUCAAAUGGCCUGGUGGAGGUCAUUUGGUACCUAUCCUCUAAAGAUCAUAAAUUAAAACUUUUCUCUGAAGCUGUAAUGCUAGCCAAUCUUCGGGGCGAUGCCACUAACUUCAGGAAACAGAACAAUUUCCUCAAUCGCAUUUCUUCAGUCAUUCUUGUGUUCUGUGGAAACCUUGAUAAAGAGGAGUGCCAUCUGUUGGCUUCCUGGAAAGGGAACAAUAAGCAUUUAAUUCUUGUAGACUGCUCUCAAGCUGACAAGGAAGUAAAUGGGGAACAACAGGAGGAUAGGAAGCAAGUGACUUUGCAGAAGCUUGCAGAAGAUCUGGAGAUAACUGUUCUGCCAGGGAGCAGGGCUGGUGCAGAGCAGGAGCUGGCAGAUAGAUUAAUUGAGGCAGUGAAUCAAAUGAUUCCAGAAAGUCUGCAUUCUAUGUCAUGGAAUGAUAUGACAGAUAUUGCAAAGGACCUAGGUAUCACAGUGGAUGAAAAUUUGCCCUGCCAUAAUGCACUGGCCCGGGUGGAUGAGGUGCUGAAGGGGGUCAAGGAGCAAGGAAGGACUAAAUAUAAAGAAAUCCAAUUACCCCUGCAGACUCAAGAAUGUAAGAAACUACUCAGCCAAGAAUAUGAUGCCAGACCAAAAGGCAACAAGACCGAGUUACAAAGAGAGAACAACAGCCAACAUGAAGAACUUAACAAUUACAAAAUGACAGCAGCCAUAUCAAGUUUUAUUAAUGCACUGUCAGCACAAGACAAACAAGAAAGAGCCUUCUUCUUACAAUGGAUUAAACUGGAGCUGGAUGCUUUGUCGCAAGAACUUUGCCUUUCUGUUCAACAAUCAAUAAACAGUAUAGAUGAAACACUUGACAAGAGUCCAGUGGAGAUCAAAGAAGGCCUAGAUUCUGUGUUAGAACUUGAAAUGCAGCAGCAGGAUUCCUUCCUUGGGCUUGAGCACUUCACUCAAGAGAUGCAACUGAUCUUUGAGUUGUCACAAUACAGCCCUAACAUCAUCCCACAGAAUGCCCUUCGCUUACCAGCCCUUGCUGCUGAGCUCCUCUUUUUUGGUCUUCCUCUAGAGCUGGUUGAUAGAGAAACUUCCACUAUUCCCCAAACGUGGUUGAACCAGGUUUUAACAGAGGUACAUAAGCGGAUACCGAAGGGAAAGCGAUUGAGAGUGUUGACAGUACUAGGCUUACAUAGCGCCAGGAAUUCCUCUGUGCUCUCUGCCUUAUUUGGCCUAACUUUCACCAUAGCAUACACAUCCAAGAGAAGUGCCUACAUGAUGAUACUUUGUGUACCAGAGAUCCUGAGAAAGGAGCUAGAUUUUGACCUUCUUCUUCUGAUUAACACAGAGAAGCUGAAAUGUCCAGAUGUAUUGCAGCAGAAGGAUCGGUUCAAAGAAGAUAAUGAACUAGCCACGCUGCUCAUUGGCCUUAGUGACGUGACCCUGCUCAAUCUACCAUUAGAAGAAGAAACUGAAAUACACCAAACUUUGCUGGUGAUGACAAAUGCUUUUCUACGACUAAAGGAGACUGACAGGAUUCCAUUUUUCCUAUUUGUUACUCAUGGCAGUGGCAUGGACAAAAAACUCCUGGGUUUACAGUUAAACCGGUUCACUAAGGUCUUGACAGCUGGGAUGAGCAAUCCAGCAGGGUCUAAAUAUUACAGCUGUCAGGACUGUGAGACUGAAAGUCACUGUCUGUUGACAUUGUGCCAAAACCCUGCUCCCAUGAUGCAAAUUGAUCCUGGCUAUAGCAAAGCAGUACUCAAGCUGAAGCAGCAUGUCCUGGCUAUGCUUUCUAAACAUCCAUCAAAAUCUCCGAAUGGGCUGCUAGAAUUUAUGGAUAGCACAUGUCAAUUGUGGGAGGCAGUGAAGAAUGACAAUAACAUUUUUGGGUUGAGAACCACUCAGGCUUUCUGCAACUUAUGUGCUGAAGUCUCCUACCUGGAGCGAGCUCUUCUCAGGCAUAUGGAUGAUUGGAUGGAGCAUGCUGAGAAUCUUGUUUCUCAGUUUAACAUUUCCACCCCUGCCCCAGAAACCAGUGAUGGAACCAAAGACAGCGAUAGCCUGUUAUCUGAAUUAAAGGAAAAGGCUUCAAAAGAAAUAAUGUCUGAAACAUCCAAAAUUAUUUCAAAAGUGGAGGAAGUCUUUAAGACAGACAAUAGCCUCUCAAACCUAACAGAUAUUUACCAAGAUAAUUUCACCAGCAGUGUUGGCAGGCUGCAAGAAGAAGUAAAAUGUCAAAUAAAUAACAAGUUGGAGGCUAGUGUAAGAAAAAAUGACUUGUCCAUAAAGACAAAGGAUUUCCAGGCAACACUUGAGACCGCUCUAGAGGCCAAACUGAAAACUUUGCUCGAGGAAAGCAAGACCAAUGAUGGCAUCCUUGAGGAGAAACAGCUGAAUGAAGAGUUCACUAAAUGUUGGAGUGAAACAUUAUCUAAGCUAGGCCUCAAGCCUUUAGCAACACAAAACAUUACAACAAAAGUGGCUGAUCAGCUGAAGGAGAAUCUUAUGAGCCAUGGAAUCAGCAAGCAUCUGAAUAAACUUAAGGACAUCGUUAACCACGGGACUUCCCCCUUUCUUGUUACUGAUGAGCAUUUUAGCUUCCGUAACAAACUGAAGAAAAUGUUUAACGAAGAUGACAAAGUUGACGCACAGAAGUUUUCUGACAAGGUGAUAAAUGAAUGCGAUAAGUACAUCGAACAGACACUGUGUCAGAAGGAAGACUACCUAGACAGGUAUAUAGAUGACGUGCUGAAAAUUGUUGAUGAUGCCAUGAGUAGGAAGUGGUUUGAUGUCAGAUCCGUGUUUGAGGUGGAUUUGAAAUUGCAUAUCUGUGCUAAAGCUGCAAAGUCUUUCCAAGAGAUGCACAACAACUUUAUCAGGAAGGCAGACCCCCUCAUGCAUUUUGAGGGACUCAGAGAGAGACAGUUCUGGGAAUUUCUUUACAAGUUCCUCAAGAGAGACAAGUGUCAGAAGGCAGCCAGGGACUUCACUCUUCUCUGUCUUAAACCAGCAGCACUUGACUACAUCCAUGGUCCACUGGGGAAAAUGAUUAUAGAAGAGAUGGUCAGUGGUAAGGGUGCAGUUCUUUACCAUUCUCCACAAAAUUUCUGGUAUAAUAUCUUAAAGGAACUGCUCUUGGAGGACAAUUUCAAGAACUUCUUGGAGUAUCUGGUUAACUCUGAGAGCUUCCUUCAGAAGAGGAUCCGACAACAAGUGGUGGAGCACCUUUCCAGCACAGGAAUGUUGGCGGUGCGGAGGCAGGAGCGUUUUGAACAAAUCAUGGGCAAGAUGGAUAGAGCGGUGAGGCAAUGUUUAAAUGACUGGACUGGGGUGCAAGGUGAUACCAAACUGCUGUUGGAACAUGUGUGCAAAAACCUGGAGAGUUGUGGGGAUGUGGUGGUACCUCAGCAUGUCUUGCAGGGCCCUCUCUUUCAGUACAGCAUGGUGUGGAAAGAUGUUGUGGCCUGCUUGCUGCAGUCGCUUGGUGAGAUGUGGCAGUCCCUCACCCAGGAGUUCUCCCAGCUUGGCAACAGUCCUCUUGGAGUCUCUAAAACCUUGGAGGGCCUUUCAAGCAAACCUGAGGAUGAGCUGUAUCUCAGAGUGCGGGGCUGCGAAAAACAGUGCCCCUUCUGCAAGGCUCCGUGUGAUGUGAGGGACACCGAGCACACUGAGCAUAAAUCCCGCCUGCACCGUCCCAAGGGCCUGCUCUCCUUCACCCGCACAGACUCCUCCUCCUUGUCCUACAAUUCUUGCAACUCUAACGUGGCUAGUGACAAUAUGUUCUUGAACAAAGACACAGAUGGACAACCGGUCCCUUAUAAGGACUAUCAGACCAUCUACCCUGAGUGGAUCAUACCCCCAGAGACUCACGGAGUCAACCUGUAUUGGAAGUACGUGCUUGCGAGGUACAAUGAAAGGUUUGCCCAGGAGUACCAGUCUCAGCCAGCACAGCUACCAGAGGACUGGAAGGAAAUCACAAGAGAGGAAGCUUUGGAAAAUCUGAACGAGAUAUUUGGUGUUCCUCAGCCGUGAAAGUGACUGGAGUAUUCUACAAUGUAUUAUAUCACUGUCAGACAGAAUAUUUCUUUAAGGAUUCAUUUUUGUCAAUAUCAUAAUCUAUUCAAGUAAACAAUCCAGUUACAGGUCCCUUUGCAACAAAUUAAGGUGAAUCGUAGAACUGUUAUUCAGGCUUUUAAAAAUAAAAAGAACAAUGUUGAUUUAAAAAUUUAUUUAUAUUUCCAUUACAAAAUAUUUUGAGUGCUCAGAUUUCAAGACCUGUGACAUGUCGUUACCAGUUAAAAUAAUUUCCCAUCUAACUUUGGAAGAUGUUUUUCACAGGAAAAUUUUACAUUUUCAUGUUUGUACUCAGGGGGGCGCGGU
Molecule: messenger RNA, 5379 nt
Organism: Scleropages formosus (Asian bonytongue)
Lineage: Eukaryota; Metazoa; Chordata; Actinopteri; Osteoglossiformes; Osteoglossidae
Gene: gvin1l2
Product: GTPase, very large interferon inducible 1-like 2
Exons: 4
Coding region: 316-5031 (1571 amino acids)
Molecular function (GO): GTP binding
Source: RefSeq, a predicted model, not a curated record